UUCUCGGCUCAUCAAACACAGCCUUCCAUUCCUCUUUCCACCACAAAGUUCACACUUUUACCUAUUUCCAUCUUCCUUUUUCCCUCUGCAACCCUAGAGCACAAAUCGAAGAAGGAAAGGAGAAGGAGCAAAGGCGAGCGAUUCGACACAAAUCAGUCGAUGUUGGUCGAAAAAGAAGAUCUUGGGCUCACUCUGAGUCUGAGCUCUUCAGAUGCCAUUGGCCCUCUUCAAUCAAACCUAAUGCCUCCCGCUACAUUGCCGCAGGAGCAGGGGCUAAUUUUAAUGGGUGGAAUCGAUGUUAAUCGUGCUCCAAUGGAGGAGUGGGAGUUUGAGGAUGAUGCCGGUGGUUCUUCUCCUAAUAGCUCUGUAUCGAACACGAGCACCGGCGGGAAACGCGGUUAUGGGGUCGCCGGACCUUUCGUUGUGUGCGGCGAGGUUAUUGAAGGGGAGCAGGAGUGUUCCCGUGGUGGGAGUGAUGAGGAAGAUGGCGAAGGGGCGAGGAAGAAACUGCGGUUAUCGAAGGAGCAGUCGGCUGUUUUGGAGGAGAGCUUCAAGGAGCAUAACACACUUAACCCUAAGCAGAAGUUGGCGUUGGCUAAGCAGCUGAAUCUCCGGCCCCGGCAAGUAGAAGUCUGGUUUCAAAAUCGAAGAGCGAGAACGAAGCUGAAGCAGACAGAAGUGGACUGCGAGUUCUUGAAGCGAUGCUGCGAGAAUCUAACGGAGGAGAAUCGCAGGCUUCAGAAGGAAGUUCAGGAGCUUCGAGCCCUGAAGCUUUCCCCGCAUUUUUAUAUGCAUAUGACUCCUCCCACCACCCUCACCAUGUGCCCCUCAUGUGAGCGUGUUACUCCGCCGCCGCCAGUGGCGGCGGGAGAAAAACGCUUCAUUGCUCGACCGAUCAACACCAUCGCCGGCGUAUCGCCUCCCUGGGCUUCUAUGCCGCUGCGCCCAAACUUCCUUGAUGCGCCGCCGCAGCGCCACUGAGCCCGCUCGGCAAAAUUGCGAAUUAGCUGGCCGGUUUAUGUGGUUGGACCGGAGUUUUUUAUUUUUAUUUUUUGUUUUUCGCAGUCUAAUUACUGGUUGUAGCUUUUUUCUUUUUAUUCUUU
Messenger RNA from Phalaenopsis equestris, 1103 nucleotides. Its product is annotated as homeobox-leucine zipper protein HAT4-like. Bases 160 to 981 code for a protein of 273 amino acids. Gene Ontology annotation, cellular component: nucleus. The transcript is spliced from 3 exons. Lineage: Eukaryota; Viridiplantae; Streptophyta; Magnoliopsida; Asparagales; Orchidaceae. Gene Ontology annotation, biological process: regulation of DNA-templated transcription. The record is from RefSeq and is a predicted model, not a curated record. Gene Ontology annotation, molecular function: sequence-specific DNA binding; DNA-binding transcription factor activity, RNA polymerase II-specific.